AUCUCCCACUUGGACAUCCGACCCAUUCCUUCAAGCGAGUCAGGUAUAAUCCUCACUCUCCCCCUCCUCGCUGCGAUGUCCGACAAACAGCUCAACACCCUCAUCGCGCACUAUCUCGCGACCCACGCCCGACCAGCUCUCCACCCAUUCCUCGCGGCCUCCGACACGCCCGCGCCCGACCUCUCUAAUCCGCCGAAUCCAGACCUCCUCACACUAGUCACAGAUGCGCGAGCAGCGCAGCUCGCGUCCCAGCUGAAUAACAUUCACAUAGCGCCGGUCGAUGACCUCAAAGCGCUCCUAGCCGAGCCCCUCCCAUCCUCAGACAAGCUCAGGUCCGACCGCGCCUUCGAGCACAUCACCGACGGCAACCUCACCGCUGUCGCGGUCGCUGACCUCCCUCGGCGGUCCUUCAACACCGCUACGGCAGAAUAUGAGACACGACACGCGCGCAGCAUCGUCGUAGGCGGCGCGGACCGCACGAUUCGCAUCGUCGACUGGGAGUCCGGCGAGGUCGUGCAGAUGCUCCAAGGGAAGGCGCCGGUGCUCUGCCUUGCGAUCCACCCCAAAAAUUCCCGCUACGUCGUGAGCGGUGGGAUGGACGGCGCCUUGAUGCUGUGGGACACGGUGACGCACACCGCGCUCCAGACCUUCAGCGGGGCAAAGUUCGUCGUCCGCGUGUCCUUCUCGAAGGACGGGAGGUGGCUCGCGGCCGCGAGUUACGACAAGAGUGUUAGCGUGUACGAGGCCCUGGGCGCAGCCCAGCACACGGAGACGGGGGACGAGGACGCCGACGCGUGGCUGCAUGCCCUCGACCCGAAUGAUGACGCGGACGCUGCGGCGGACCCCGAGCUGCGGUACGAGCUGAAGAAGCGCGUCGUUACACAGGGCAACCCCGAGGCAUUGCUCUUCCAUCCCGCCUCAAGCUGGCUGAUGUACACUCAGCGCGAGAGCCCCGAGCUGCACUACCUUGGCCUUCCGAGCUCUCCGUCGACCGAGGGUUGGGAGUGGCCGACACGCACAAAGAGCUUCAACGCCCACGCUCUCGACACGCACGUCUCGUUUGCCGUGCUCGACCUCGCGCUGCAUCCCUCCGGCCGGCUGAUCGGAGCGAUUACCGGCGACCACGCAGGGCCAGGUGCCGAGCGCAUCCUGUUGUACGGCGUCGAACCUGAUGAAACGGAGCGCCUUGCAUGCCUAUGGACGCGCAGUGAGCCGGACGCUUUCGUGUUGCCACGGCUUGCUUUCCUCCCCAGUGGGAAAGGCAUCGUCACGACAAACGCGAACGGUGAGCUCACCCUGCUGUCUCUGCAGGGCGAGGUCAGGAACAAGUUGAAGGUACACGCUGCGAGGGCAGGUGUUGCGGGCACCAGCGACGUUGUUCGCGACCUUGCAGUCGUCCCGCUUGGAGAUGAGGGCGGGUGGGAAGUUGUCAGUGUUGGAUACGACCGCACUAUCCAGAUGACGCUCGGUCGCAAAUAGCAUGAGUGGACUGUAGCCUAUGUACGCAACGCAUUGUGGUUCUGAAGUCAUCCAUCUUCUACUCCGCCCGC
This is a messenger RNA of Cutaneotrichosporon oleaginosum, 1550 nucleotides long. RefSeq lists its product as uncharacterized. Gene Ontology annotation, cellular component: nucleolus. The record is from RefSeq and is a predicted model, not a curated record. Gene Ontology annotation, molecular function: protein binding. NCBI's taxonomy places the organism in Eukaryota, Fungi, Basidiomycota, Tremellomycetes, Trichosporonales, Trichosporonaceae. Gene Ontology annotation, biological process: ribosomal large subunit assembly.